AUGUCAUAUAUAGGAUUUUGUGCCCCGCUUUGUGCAGCUCCUGGAGAAGUGACUCCAAACCCUGGAUUUAUAAUAAUAUCGGAUUUUGGUGGCAGUUGGUGUAUUGUCGAAACUAAUUUCGAGAGUGAAGUAUUCGAUCUUCGAGGAAUGGUGGAAGUUGGUGACGUUAUACUUAAAUAUAUUUCGUCGUUAGGAAAACAAGCGAUUAUAAAGAAUAAUGGUAAACAAUAUGGAACAACGCUGUAUGGACGUCCUCGAGUUAUGCUUAAAAGUCUAGGAGCAUACGCUUAUUGCAAGCGGCACCGUGUAGAAACGAUUCAUCGUUCUUAUGAAGAACUACCGCCGGCGACUGGUGGGAAACCAUUUCCGUGGAAUGGUCCUCCCCCCACUAAAAUUCCAACACCAGCUCCAACGCCAGCGCCACCCCCAACACCAGCACCAACGCCAGCGCCACCCCCAACACCAGCACCAACGCCACCCCCAACACCAGCUCCAACGCCAGCGCCACCCCCAACACCAGCUCCAACGCCAGCACCGCCCCCAACACCAGCACCAACGCCAGCACCGCCCCCAACACCAGCACCAACGCCAGCACCUCCCCCAACACCAGCUCCAACGCCAGCACCUCCCCCAACACCAGCUCCAACGCCAGCGCCAAACCCACAACCUACAACUACUAAACGCACUACAACUACAACCACGACUACGACUACAAUAAUGCGACCAACUCCGAUUGGACUUGGACAGAUUGGCCGUGGAGACUAG
This is a messenger RNA of Ostrea edulis (European flat oyster), 765 nucleotides long. RefSeq lists its product as uncharacterized. The record is from RefSeq and is a predicted model, not a curated record. Lineage: Eukaryota; Metazoa; Mollusca; Bivalvia; Ostreida; Ostreidae. Bases 1 to 765 code for a protein of 254 amino acids. The transcript is spliced from 2 exons.